Messenger RNA from Dimorphilus gyrociliatus, 3360 nucleotides. The record is from the annotation of a GenBank genome assembly. Lineage: Eukaryota; Metazoa; Annelida; Polychaeta; Dinophilidae.
AGAGGGAGUCAGCGACUUCUGUCGGUGAGCGGUGGAAUUACAACAAGUUUGAACAGAGACAACUUUUAGCGACUUGUACAACAGGGAAAGAGGAUGAAGAAUAAGAAUUAAGGAAAUAGCCCAAAGAUAGAAAUGACAACUGCACCAAGAAGUAGAAGAAGAAAGACGUCAAAGAACUCUUCUCCGGUAAUUAGAUUUAAAAACAUUAUUUCUAUGACUGUUUUUUUAAUAGCUGUUAAAAUAAGUAGACUAUUGAUUAUAAAAACACGAGCGUUAUCGCACUUCGGAUUUGUUUAUACGCGUUUCCAUAACAACUACGGCCGUAUUGCAGAUCUGCAGUUUAGAAUCGUCAACUAAAAUAAUUAAUAAGAAAGUUGUCCGUGUACAUAACCCCUAUAGAAAAAGACAUAAUUAGACCGAUCACUGGGAAUUAUUGAUUGACUACGCAAACGUUCGCCAAAUAGAUUUUAUUUCGAUCAAUAAUAUAAAAAAAGCGGCAAAUUCCUUGCGUAUCUUGACUCUUUUGAAAGCGAGGGGUAGAUCACGUGAUGUAAAAUGGAAGAUGCUUUAAUUCAGUGGAGAAUCAGGGAGAGGGAACUUUUGUUCGCUUGUCUCCACGUAACGAUAGAGGCAAGGGAUGGAGAAAUCAGAGACGCCUUCGACGAUUUACUAAGAACAAAUUCCGUAGAACUCGCCAGUUUAAGAUCAAGGAAUCAUUCAAACGAACGCCAAAUCAGUCGUUUAUCGACCGAAAUUGAAUACCUGCAGCAGAGAAAUGAAGACUUGCAAAGACGGCUCGACGAAGCGGCUAUAAAGACCGGCUCUCUAGAGCGGGAUAAAGAGACGGUUAUCAGAACGGCAGAUAUGGAAUUAUAUGAUGCGAAAAGUGAAUUAGAUAGGACUAGGAAAGAACAAGAAAUUUUGGAUAAUGAAAUUCGCCAUAUGAAAGCAGAAAGGGCUGCCCUUAUUUCUGAAAUGGACGAUUCGAAGUCGCAGCUCGGAGAGGAGAUUGCUCAACUAAGAGAGCUUUUAAGUAAGGCUCACACCGAUAAGAAAAAGUUAAGUAGCCGUAUCACAAAGCUGACAAAUAAUGAGAGAGAGUUGGUAUUAGAGAUUGAUAGGCUUAAACACAGAAGUUCGUCUGUUAAGAAUGGUAAAAAGACGAAUAAGCAUGUGGAAAAUUUAAUCAAAUGCUUAGAAGAAGAGAGGAAUUAUUGGAAAAGCGAAGCGGAUGGAUUAAGCAAGCUCUUGAAACUGGGAGGAACUGUUCGAUCACGUUCGAUUUCACCCUCGAGGAAGGGUUCAACAAAAGCAUUACAAGAAGCUUUACAAACUGCUGAGGAAGAGAGAAACCACUUCAGAAGAGAAUGCGAUCUCUUAAAAGCUAUGCGUAGAUCCCCAUCCCCUACUAGACGAUCCCAAUCUAAAACAACCUCCAAUGAAAUUAAUAACGAAUUUGAUAAAAUGAAAAAGGAGAGGGAUGAACUCCAAUUGCUUCUUGAUAAAUUCGAAAGACACAUGGCCGAAAUUCAGUCGAAUGUUAAGGUGCUAACUUCAGAAAGAGAUAAAUUAGCUGGAAUGUAUAAGGAAUCAAAACAAGAAUUAGACCGUCUACGCAGAGAUGUUGUCAGAUCUACAAAAUCCGCCAAAUCAUCCAUAGCAGUGCAAAACGUUCUACAUAGAGUAGAAUCCGAAAGAGAUAGCGCCUUAACGGAAUUAAGACGUAUGACCACUGAGAGAGAUUCUUUAAGAGAACGCCUAAAAAUUGCUACUGAAACUCAUUUGUCGGACCGUGCACAUUUGGAACAGAAAGUAGAUGAUUUAGAAUCGGCAAUGAGAGCCUCAGAAUUGGAUAAGGACGAAGCCAUAAAUCGUUUGAAAUCUAUGCAAGACGUCAUUGACGCUGUUGAAGCAAAAGUUCGCGUUGAAGGAGAAGCGUCGGCAACUCAUAAAGCGACUGCUACUCAAAUGAGACUAAUUGCCGAAAAGGCAGAAAGAGCCGCUCACGAUGCUCAAAGACAAUUGGCUAAAUACGAAAGCGAAGUUAGAGCAUCCCGUGAAAAAAUCGCCGAUUUGGAGGCCGAAGCUGUUAGUCUUAGGCGGCAAGUCAGCGGAGAAAGAGAACAAGCUAAAACCCUUCAUUCGACUGUGGUUGCUGGAAAGAGAGAUAACGAUAGACUGAGGGAAGAAGUUACCCAAUACAGUCUUGAAGUCGAAGCAAAAGAUAAGGCAAUGAUUGAAAAUAGAAGACUUAUUAACGAAUUAGAGUCUCAAUUAGAUCGCUACAAAGGUGAGUUUAAAGCUCACGAAGAAGAAAUAAACGAUUUAAGAAGGAAGAAAAAUGAAUUUGGAGACGAAAUUUCCAUUGUUAAAAGAUCUAGAGAAGAGCUAAGCAGAGAAAAUCGUAAACUAGUUGAGGAAUUGCACGCAACGAAAGAAGAAUUAAGACAAGUACAAGCCCAAUUGGAAGAGGCUGACGCCGACGAACAAGAAUUAAAAGAUCAAAUACAAGGUUACGUUGCCGAAGUAAAAAGAGUCGAAGAUCUGCUCAAUUCAAAAGAACAACAGAGAAACGAUUUAUUGGAACAAUUUAAAACAAUGAGUGCCAGUGCCGAACGUUAUGAAACUGCAACCCACGAAUUACAAAGCCAAAGCUCGUCUUUAAGAUUGGAAUUGACUACAAGAGACGCCGAAAUAAGACGUUACAAAGAUCGUGCGGAAGAGGCUGAACGCCAAUUAGCCGAAUGCUCUAGAUCAGAGAAUGCUUACCAAACUCAGAUUAACAGUCUAACGAAAUCAGUUGCGCAAUUAGAGGAAAGUUUACGUAGGGGAGAGACUGAAAAACGUUACUUAAGUAACGAUUUAUCGGCCGUACGUGAUAUAUGCGGAAAAUCGGAGCUAUCAAAAGAUCAAAUAGCUCGUCAGUUUGCAAGAUCGCAAACUCAACACGCUGAAUUAGCAAGAACUGUGGAAGAUUUGAAAUCUGAAAACAAUGAUUUAAAAGAUCAACUGGGCUCCAGCCACGAAGCUAUCUCGAAAUUAGAAGAUUUAAUUCAUUCAAACAAGGAUAGAGAUUUUCAGAAUAAAAUAGCUCACCAGGAAGCUGAAUCUGAAAUAAACUUGCUAAAAGAUAGGCUGAAUUUGAAUGAAAGCAAAGUGGACAGUCAAAAUAGGGAAUUGAAUGCUCUGAGAUCAAAGAACAUACAGGUAGAAGCGGAAGUUGAUAAGCUGAGAAGACAAUUAACGAACGAAAGAUUCGAAAAGGAACGUGCCGCUCAAGAACUAAGACGUCAUGGUAUUGCACCACCGGGCGAAAGAUUGCAAUUGCGAACAAUAAAUGGAAAUCCAUUAAGCUACUAA